Messenger RNA from Glycine soja, 1810 nucleotides. RefSeq names its product calumenin-B-like. Gene Ontology annotation, molecular function: calcium ion binding. Bases 203 to 1318 code for a protein of 371 amino acids. NCBI's taxonomy places the organism in Eukaryota, Viridiplantae, Streptophyta, Magnoliopsida, Fabales, Fabaceae. The transcript is spliced from 7 exons. Gene Ontology annotation, cellular component: endoplasmic reticulum. The record is from RefSeq and is a predicted model, not a curated record.
ACAAGCCUCCAAGUUUACCUCAAAACACAGUUAAAAAAAAAGAAGAAAAAGUUGCGUAAAUCGUAGUAAUAAUAAUGAGAAAAUGCGAAUUAAAAAUGGGAUAAAGGCGGCGAGCAUGAACGUGAUCGCGAGUGAGUUGAAUUGAAGACAACUUGAGAAUCAGAAUCAGAUCUGGUGUGGUGGCUGUUACUGUUUAGCAGCGAUGGCCAAAGCGUCGAUUUUCAUUUACAUACUCGUCGCAGCGGCGCUUCUCAUAUUCCUCUCCCAUUCCCCGGAUAAGCACUCCGGCCACCGCCACCGCCGCCUCAAGCUGCGCUCCAACUUCACCCUCGCCCCCUCGCGCCACCACGCCGUCGCCUUCGACCCGCUCGUCGCCGAACUCGAGCGGCACCGCGAAGACAAGGAGUGGGAGAAGAAGAUAAUCCACCAGGCCCUGCCCGAACUGGAGUCGGACCCGGCCCCGGCCCACGAGUCCCAGCCCGAGUGGGAGGACUUCAUGGACGCCGAGGAUUACCUCAAUGACGAGGACAAGUUUAAUGUUACCAACCGGCUCAUACUCUUGUUCCCGAAGAUCGACGUGGACCCCACCGAUUGGUUCGUUACGGAGCACGAGUUGAUUCAGUGGAACCUCCAGCAGGCCCAGCGCGAGGUCCUGCAUCGCACGCAGAGGGAGAUGGAGCUUCACGAUAAGAACCACGAUGGCUUCGUUUCCUUCUCCGAGUACGAUCCUCCCAGUUGGGUUCAAAAUGCAGAUAAUGAAUCUUUCGGUUAUGAUAUGGGUUGGUGGAAAGAAGAGCAUUUUAAUGCAUCGGAUGCUGAUGGAGAUGGUGUUCUAAACUUAACUGAAUUCAAUGACUUUCUGCACCCUGCUGACAGCAAAAAUCCCAAGCUUCAUCAAUGGUUGUGCAAGGAGGAAGUCAGGGAAAGAGAUACAGACAGAGAUGGGAAGGUCAACUUUAAAGAAUUUUUCCAUGGGCUAUUUGAUUUGGUAAGGAACUAUGAUGAAGAAAGUCACAAUGAUACACAUAAUUCUGAUAAUUCAAUGGAUGCUCCAGCUAGAGUGUUGUUUGCUCAGCUUGACAAGGAUGGGGACGGAUACCUGUCAGAUGUCGAACUACAGCCCAUAAUUGGCAAACUCCAUCCAUCUGAGCAUUAUUAUGCAAAACAACAAGCAGAUUAUAUCAUUUCACAGGCAGACGAAGACAAGGAUGGUCGUCUUACUUUGACUGAGAUGAUCGAGAACCCAUAUGUAUUUUAUAGUGCUAUUUUCAACGAUGAUGAAGAUGAUGAUAGCGAUUAUCACGACGAGUUCCGGUAAAUUCAUGUUAGGAUACCCAGAAAAGUUUGGCACAAUUCUAGUGACAAGGAAUCAGUAUUUGAAGAUUAUGACACGACAGAAUUUUGAUGUUUCGGCCCUUAGUAGGUUCUUAGUCUCAAUCAUGGUGGGCUUUUUGUGCGAUGACAACAUUUAUUGCUUCUUGCCAUUCAUAUUAUCUGCGAGUUCUUAUUAGCUGAUGGGAUCCUCCGUAGCUUGUCGAAGAGUCACACCUGGAUCAGUUGUAGGAUGACAGGAUCUCAACUUAAAUGUAAAAUUUGUAGAAUAAUAUACAAAUUUUCGAAUCACUGGUUCAACCAUCAUUAAUUAAGUACAACAUCUCUAUUCUCAAUGGAUAAUACAUGUACCAUAUGACUGUGACUAUAAUGACCGUCAUGAUCCUGGUAGCAUUGUCAGAAUAUUUUGGGACCCAAUACCAAUCAUAUUGUUUAGCGAAACGUUAAUAAAAAAGUUCAAGAGUUUUUGGUAUUUCGA